UCUCAGCCAUUAACAGCCACAUUUUAUACAAGAGCAACCACAAAAAGAAGAUCACGUAACAUAGAAAUACAAAAGAAUUUACUUACAGCUUUAUCCAGGAUUGCAACAGCACAAGCUGAAGUUUCUAGAAGAAAAGGAUUGAAUAGACAGUAUCAUAGAUUCCACUGGCUCUCCGACACGGCAGUAAAAACGUCUGUUGUAAAUGACUGAAAAAAGGGAAAAGAUGGAUUUAAAGAAGGAAAAGGAAAAGAGCAAUUUCAACGAGAUUACGGAGGAUUUCGAUUACAUGCACCUGAAAGAGACUCUUCUCAGGGGAAUAUAUGCGUAUGGGUUUGAAAAACCUUCUGCAAUUCAACAGAGGGCGAUCAUUCCUUGCAUCCAAGGCCAUGACGUCAUUGCUCAGGCCCAGUCGGGCACUGGCAAGACAGCCACGUUUGCCAUCACUAUCCUUCAGCAGCUGGAGAUAGAGCAGAAAAAGACCCAGGCUCUGAUCUUGGCUCCAACCAGAGAGCUGGCUCAGCAGAUCCAGAAGGUGAUCCUGGCUUUCGGAGACUUCAUGGGUGCGAGCUGCCACGCCUGCAUUGGAGGGAUAAAUCUACACAGUGAGAUCCAAAAGUUCCAAGCUGAGGCUCCUCACAUAGUUGUUGGCACACCGGGACGUGUAUAUGACAUGCUCAAACGGGGACAUCUACUCCCAAAGUGGAUUAAGUUGUUCGUGUUGGAUGAAGCCGAUGAGAUGUUGAGCCGAGGAUUCAAAGACCAGAUCUACGAGAUCUUUCAGAAACUCAGCACAGACAUUCAAGUGGUUCUUCUUUCUGCCACCAUGCCAGACGAUGUGCUGGAGGUGACCAAGAUGUUCAUGCGGGAGCCAGUUCGCAUCCUGGUUAAACAAGAAGAACUGACCCUGGAGGGCAUCAAGCAGUUCUACAUCAAUGUGGAACGAGAGGAGUGGAAGCUGGACACCUUGUGUGAUCUGUACGAGACACUCACCAUUACCCAAGCGGUGAUCUUCCUGAACACGAGGAGAAAAGUCGACUGGUUGACAGAGAAGAUGCAUGCAAGAGACUUCACCGUCUCUGCUCUGCAUGGAGAUAUGGACCAGAAAGAACGCAACGUCAUAAUGAGGGAGUUUAGAUCUGGCUCCAGUAGAGUGUUGAUCACAACUGAUCUUCUGGCUCGUGGGAUUGAUGUCCAGCAGGUUUCCCUGGUCAUUAACUAUGACCUUCCUACAAACCGAGAGAACUACAUUCAUAGAAUUGGUCGCGGUGGCCGAUUCGGCAGAAAGGGAGUUGCUAUCAACUUUGUCACAGAGGAGGACAAGAGGAUUCUUCGAGAUAUUGAAACGUUUUACAACACAACAGUGGAGGAGAUGCCUAUGAAUGUAGCCGAUCUGAUUUGAGCUCUGUGUUUUUCACCUUUUUGAAAGAUGCAGUGAUGUAGUGGUUGUCGUUCCUAAAACUUCAAUCAAUUUAUUUGGUUAAUCUGAAAAUAUUUCCUAGGUGAAUUACUGCACAUGUACAUGAUGGCUCCAAUAUUUGAUCCCUUGUUUGUGGACCGUUGAGUUAGUAUGUCUGCAAAUAGCAUUAUUCUCACACGUUUCGUUUUUCAAUCUGUUGUAUGGACAGCCCUUCAAACCAUCACAUUUUAGACACAAACUCUACCACAGCAACUUGCCUUCUUGUGUGAAAUACUGAUGUCUCUGUACACAAAUACCACUUUUUCUUUACCUAACACUGCCAUUACAAGUAAUGCCCUCCUGGUUUAUUCAAAAUGAUUUCAUUGUUAAAGGAUGCUUUGUGAAAGCUGAAAAAUAAAAUAAUUAAUAAUUU
This is a messenger RNA of Cynoglossus semilaevis (tongue sole), 1829 nucleotides long. RefSeq names its product eukaryotic initiation factor 4A-II-like. The record is from RefSeq and is a predicted model, not a curated record. Lineage: Eukaryota; Metazoa; Chordata; Actinopteri; Pleuronectiformes; Cynoglossidae. The transcript is spliced from 10 exons. Bases 203 to 1399 code for a protein of 398 amino acids. Gene Ontology annotation, molecular function: RNA helicase activity; nucleic acid binding; ATP binding.